Messenger RNA from Nymphaea colorata (pocket water lily), 1437 nucleotides. Its product is annotated as AT-hook motif nuclear-localized protein 14-like. The transcript is spliced from 6 exons. The record is from RefSeq and is a predicted model, not a curated record. Gene Ontology annotation, molecular function: minor groove of adenine-thymine-rich DNA binding. NCBI's taxonomy places the organism in Eukaryota, Viridiplantae, Streptophyta, Magnoliopsida, Nymphaeales, Nymphaeaceae. Bases 268 to 1272 code for a protein of 334 amino acids.
CAAAGGCCAAGUGAUAGAAGAAGAAUCCCAUCCCCAAACGUGCACAUUCCUUCUUCAUCCAAAAGUUUAGAGGCAGAGCCUCUCUUUCACCAUCCGAAGGAGAGAGUGGGAGAGGUGGAACUGCAAAAGAAACCAGAGGAUCUGCUAAAUUAAUGCGCGAAAGGGAGGAGUCCGAACGCCAACUCGUUCUCCUUGCUGCUUAUUGCUUCUUACUUUCUGGUGUGUGUUUUGGUCUUCUAUGAGUUGAGGUCUUGCUUCUUUCCAUGCAUGGAGGGCGGCGAGAGCGGCCUCAACUCUUACUACCAGGCAGGCCCAUCGGCCAACAAUGGCAUGUUUGGUUCACCUCCCCACUCCAACCUUAACGCCUCUUCUACUUCCCCUUACUCUGAGGGGACUGCACUCGUCUUCCCUCAUUCUGCUGGUGGCAGACCUGCCGCCACCGUGCCGGAGGUCGUCCGGAGGAAACGAGGCAGACCGAGAAAGUAUGGACCGGGUGCAGAUGCGCCCGUGAGGCAUUCUACUGCUGUAGGUGUUCCUCUGUCCUCCGUUGCUCGCAAGAAAGAGCCUGCUUCGGCUAAGAAGGCUCAAAUGGUUGCGCUUGGCAAUGCUGGGCAAGGAUUCACACCUCAUAUUGUCAUGGUUGCAGCUGGAGAAGAUGUUUCCAAAAAAAUCAUGUCCUUCAUGCAGCAACGAAAGCGUGCUAUCUGUAUCCUGUCAGCAAAUGGAUCAAUAUCUAAUGCAAGUCUUCGGCAACCAGCAAUGUCAGGAGGGACUGUGGCAUAUGAGGGCAGGUUUGAAAUUUUAUCAUUGUCGGGAUCAUUCUUACAUUCAGAAGUAAGCGGAGCGUCAUCAAGAACUGGCGGGCUUAGUAUAUGCUUAUCUGGGGCGGAUGGCCGUAUUGUUGGGGGUGGUGUAGGUGGUCCUUUAAUUGCGGCUAGCCCAGUUCAGGUUAUCAUUGGUUCAUUUAUCAUGGAUCUAAAGAAGGACCUCGGCCAUGCUGGUAAAUCUGAAGCUCCAGCUAGCAAGUUGCCUUCAUCAAUGGUUACAUCAUCAGUUACACCUGUAAGCUUUAGAUCAGUGCCAGACUCUUCAAAAUUUUCAGGUAAAGGAGGAAGCAGUGACCAUAUGCCGGGAGGUGGGUUUAUGCUUCAAUCUCGGACAUUGCAUAUGGUUAAUCCUCGAGCAACUGAUUGGAGUCACCAUAUGGGUUCUGAAGGAAGAGGUGACCAUGACCAAUCUCCUGACGAUGGAGAUGACCAUUUGAGAGACUAGACUGGAAUCCCAACCUAGUUGAGUCUUGCUUACGUAUCCAUCUUGUUUCAAGAUGAAGAUGGCUAUUGACAGGUUCUUUCUUGCAUAAUGUCCAUAAAUCCUGUGUACAGGUUCUUGUUGUAUCAUUUUUCACUCCAUGAUCAGAUAUAUUAUCUUGUUAGUUCA